GGGGCGCGCAGGGUGGCUCCGCUCGGCCGCUGCUCCCGGCCGCUCCUCCCGGCCUUCCCGCAGCUUGGCCGUAUGGAGAAGGGCCCGCGGAACGCCAUCGUCUUCAACGCGUCCAAGGGGGAGGCUUUCACUCUCACCGGCAGCUACAAGGCCUGGCGCAAAAGGCUGCGGGGGAACUGGAGGAUCCUGAGCUUAAAAGAUGAGAUCACAUCUGAGAAACUGUUCGGGGUAAAACUGUGGAUAACGGCUGGCCCACGAGAAAAGUUCAGUGCUGCUGAGUUUUUGGUUCUGAAGAAAUUCCUGGAGGAUGGUGGAGCCAUCCUGGUGAUGCUAAGAGAAGGUGGAGAGUCCCGAUCUGGCACAAAUAUUAACUUUUUGUUAGAAGAAUAUGGAAUCAUUUUCAAUAAUGAUGCUGUUGUACGAAAUGUUUAUUACAAGUACCACCACCCAAAAGAAGCACUUAUCUCUGAUGGAGUUUUGAAUAGGGGAAUCAGUGAAGCUGCAAGAAAAACAGCACUUGAGACAACAGAUGAAGAUGGAAGCGGACACGACUUACAAGCUCUCACUUUUGUGUAUCCGUUUGGUGCCACGUUGAAUGUGAUGAAACCAGCGGUGGCUGUUCUGUCAACAGGAUCUGUCUGCUUCCCGCUCAACAGGCCUAUUCUUGCUUUCUAUCAGCAUGAGAGUCAAGGUGGAAAGAUGGCAGCAUUGGGAUCUUGCCACAUGUUCAGUGAUCAGUAUUUAGAUAAAGAAGAAAACGGUAAGAUCAUGGAUGUGCUUUUCCAAUGGCUCACGACAUCAGAUAUCCAUUUAAACCACAUGGAUAUGGAGGACCCUGAGAUUUCAGACUAUACUGUGCUCCCAGAUACAGCUGCAUUGUCUGAACAACUGCGAGUCUGUCUGCAAGAAGGAGAUGAGAACCCAAGAGACUUCACAAAGCUGUUUGAUACAUCCCUUUAUCAGCUGGAUACAACUGCCCUCCCUGCAGUUAUCAAAGCUUAUGAACAGCUGAAUGUGAAGCAUGAACCUCUCCAACUUAUUCAACCUCAAUUUGAGACUCCACUACCUGUCCUCCAGCCAGCUGUUUUUCCACCUGCUUUCAGAGAGUUGCCUCCUCCCCCUCUGGAGCUGUUUGACUUGGAUGAAACCUUUUCAUCUGAGAAAGCUCGUCUUGCAGAGAUUACAAACAAAUGUACUGAUGAUGACCUGGAGUUUUAUAUACGAAAAUGUGGCGAUAUCCUAGGAGUAACAAGUAAACUCCCAAAGGAGAAGCAAGAUGCCAAAAAUAUAUUGGAGCACAUUUUCUUCCAAGUGGUUGAGUUUAAGAAACUGAAUCAGGAACAUGAUACUGACACAAGUGAAGCUGGAUUCCAGAAUGGGAGCUGAGACCUGGCUUUCCUCAGAUUGAGACAGACCUAGUACAAACGUGCUUACCACCUUUCUUCAACCUCUGUGUUCAGUGCAUUGAUUGGACUGUCUUGGUAGUUCGCUGAAUGUUUGGAUCAGUUCUGUGUGGUACUUUGGACAGCUAAUGCCUUUUGAGGAGGUGUUUGUAUUUUACAAUCACUUUCCAAAUAAUUCCUUAUUUUUCUACUUCUUUAUUGAAACUGUAAUUUUGUAGUAUAUGUAUAUAUAAAUCUUGUGCUAAGAACAUA
This is a messenger RNA of Oxyura jamaicensis (ruddy duck), 1655 nucleotides long. RefSeq names its product intraflagellar transport protein 52 homolog. The record is from RefSeq and is a predicted model, not a curated record. Gene Ontology annotation, biological process: cilium assembly; intraciliary transport. Lineage: Eukaryota; Metazoa; Chordata; Aves; Anseriformes; Anatidae. The coding region runs from base 73 to 1386 and encodes 437 amino acids. The transcript has 13 exons. Gene Ontology annotation, cellular component: cilium; centriole; intraciliary transport particle B.